GUCACAUAUCACUUCCUUACACAACUGGUGUAUGCACUGUUUGGGAUUCAAUUUCAACUCGGUAAUUCAAUUAGAGCCUGAAGGAUCUUCCAUAGUGGUGUGUGCGGUCUAAUAUUGCCUAAGGGUCAAGUGGGGAGUUCAAAGAGUGACUGACAGCUGCUGAGUGUGAUGUGAAGGUCAAGGUUAUUUCAAUCAAACAGCUGCCACAGAUGACCAUAAGACUACAGUAAAGGCCUGUAGAGAUCUGUCACAUCAAGUUACAGAAAUUAACUUGGAUAGUCUAGAUGACCACAACAGUAUGGCCAGUGGAGAGGAUAGUCUAGAUGACCACAACAAUAUGGCCAGUGGAGAGGAUAGUCUAGAUGACCACAACAAUAUGGCCAGUGGAGAGGAUAGUCGAGAUGACCACAACAGUCUGGCCAGUGGAGAGGAUAGUCUAGAUGACCACAACAGUCUGGCCAGUGGAGAGGAUAGUCUAGAUGACCACAACAGUCUGGCCAGUGGAGAAGACAUCUCAACAUAUUUUACAGGUACACAUGAAGUACAAGAAUGUCUUGAAGGUCAAGGUGAGGCAGAUCUACACAUACACAAGACAAACUGCGAGAAAAAUCCUGGCCAUACAAACUUUGUACCUGUAAAUCAGUUAAGUCUUGAACAUUUUCCUUCUGGUUUCCAUGACAACGAUGUGUAUGACCUCACAAAAGCCCUGGCUGACCUAACUGUCAGGAUAGCCGUUAAGUUGACCAGUCCAGACAGACCAGAGUUUGUACCAGGCACUAAAGAUCCAUAUCCUUGCUACAACACCAGGGGACAGAACUCACUGAGGACAGGGACUGGGAGGGUGGGGUGGGUGACCAAGUACACAGAGGGGAUGUGGGGCUACAAAACUUGUCCAUGUCCUGAAUGUGACCACUCGGACACACCCAGCAAAGUGUGGUGGGAGGUUAUUGUGAGGACAGCCGCACAUGUGGUUUUUGAUGAGAGUGAGGCGAGACAGUCCAGCUGUAGGUUGUGGUUUGAUGAUGAUAAAAGUCCAGUGGUCAAGAUUUAUGGGUGGAAGGUGAAAUGGUCAGACACUGAGGAAGACAUGUGUGAGUUGUAUUGUGUGACACAUGACGUAGAUGUAGCUGGUAAACUGGAGGAGAUGGUGGGGCGGUUUGAUGGUCUAUGUGAUAAAGUAUGGGACAAAUACAAGAGUUGUAGAGAUGUGGACAAGCUGACCAUUAUAGUGUCACAUCCUCAUGGCUGUUCUAAGCAGGUCUCUGUAGGUCACUGGGUACACAAGCAGGUGGUGGACAGGCAGGUGUUAGAGAAGUAUAGAGAGACCAGGUACACGUACACAACGGCCACCUGUCAAGGUAGCAGUGGGGCUCAGGUUUACAGACUGGGGUUUGGAAUGUCUACCCAUCCCCACAGUGGAGCUAACUCUGGUGGAUUAAAUUAUAGUGGGGUGUACUUGGACGUGUAG
Molecule: messenger RNA, 1468 nt
Organism: Physella acuta
Lineage: Eukaryota; Metazoa; Mollusca; Gastropoda; Physidae
Source: RefSeq, a predicted model, not a curated record